AGCAUCAGCUGCUAUAAUCAGACUACGCUUGUGGUGAUUCCCAGUCUGCAAGGCUUUAUCUCUGAACGCAUCCGCUGUACAUUUCUAAAUAUAUUUACAUCUUAACACAUCGCAUCCAGACGUUCGGACAGAACAGCGGCACUCCAGUCUGAAUCAUGUCUGUAGCGGGAUUCAAGAAGCAAUUCCACAAAGCCACUCAGAAAGUUAGUGAGAAAGUUGGAGGGGCAGAAGGAACUAAAUUAGAUGAAGACUUCAUGCAAAUGGAAAAGAAAGUAGAUGUCACAACAAGGACAGUAAUGGACAUUAUGACUAAGACAACAGAGUAUCUGCAGCCUAAUCCAGCAACUCGUGCUAAAUUGAGUAUGAUGAGCUCCAUGUCUAAAAUCCGAGGAGGUGAUAAAGGUCCUGGUUACACACAAACUGAAGUUGUCCUGGGAGAGUCCAUGCAAAGGUUUGGGCGGGAGCUUGGAGAGGAGUCCAGCUUUGGUCUGGCUCUGAUCGAAGUUGGAGAAGCCAUGCGAGAGCUAGGUGAAGUUAAAGAUGCUCUAGACAUGGAGGUUAAGCAGAACUUUGUUGAUCCCUUGCAGAAUAUGCAUGACAAAGACUUAAAGGAGAUACAGCAUCACCUGAAGAAGCUGGAAGGACGACGAUUGGACUUUGAUUAUAAGAAGAAAAGGCAAGGCAAAGUGACAGAAGAUGAGAUCAAACAGGCACUGGAGAAGUUUGAUGAGUCAAAGGAAGUUGCUGAACAAAGCAUGUUCAACCUUCUAGAAAGUGAUAUUGAACAGGUCAGCCAGCUUUCUGCUCUGGUCCAAGCUCAGGUGAACUACCACAGACAGGCCGCAGAGAUCCUUCAACAGCUAUCCAGCAAGAUAGAGGACAGAAUAAGAGACACUUCCUCUAAGCCAAGAAAAGAAUAUGUUCCCAAACCUCGCACAUCUGUGGAUUUCAGUGAGAAUCAUAAUGGCAAUAUUGGCCUCAGUGGCCCCCCCAGGUCACCAGCUCCAAUGGACCAGCCUUGCUGUCGGGCACUUUAUGAUUUUGACCCUGAAAAUGAGGGUGAGCUGGGCUUCAAAGAAGGAGACAUCAUCACCUUAACCAACAAAAUAGAUGAAAACUGGUAUGAAGGGACUGUCAACGGGCAGUCUGGCUUCUUCCCCGUCAACUAUGUGGAUGUCCUGGUAACCUUACCCCACUAAGUCCUAUGCAUGUACCCUAAUCUUUACCUGACCAAUCAAAUCGCUUCUUCUAUAAGAGAAGAAAACAACCAAAACAAACAGCACAGAAAGAUCCGUUGUGGUUUAUGCGCAUAAGAAAUGAAGACAUUGGGAAUUGUCCUUCCAUAGAUGUUAUUCCUGGUUGGAAUGAAAUGCUACCAUUUUAUUGUAUUAUUUAUUUAUUUUCGUAUUAUUAGAUAAAUAUUUAUGGUUGAUCAGAUCUCUGCAUUGCCUGCUAAGCAUCUCAUGUAUGUCGUUGGUUUUACGUUUGUCUGUUUUCAAUAGCUACAACAAACCAUGAACUGCUCUUUUAACCUACACCCGUUUAAAAAAAAUAAAAUGUCAGCAAUAAUAUACGAACACUCAAUGAGUAAAUGUCUUUAAAUAUUACAUUGUUGAAAGGAGUAUUAAACAAAAUAAAAUGUGUUUUCCUUCCAAUUGUAAAAAUUGCAUGGACUCAAAUAAUCAGAACAAAUUUGAUUUCACCUCUUUCCUGUUCCAAAUGGUUGACUAUAGUGUGAUAUGUUCUACAGUUUGUUUACUGUCUGAAUAAAAAAUGACUGUACAAAUAGAGUAACAUUUAGUAAUUAAAUCACUUGCUGAUUGUGUCACAUUCCUGUCGUCUAAUAAUCUCUUAUGGUCCAUGGAUCCUAUUGCAUAACAUAUCACAUUCCAUAGAUAGCCAGUGUCAUGAAACAAAUAGUUUCAUGUUUGAUGUUAGUGUGUGCGUGCGUGUUUGUAUGUGUAUGACUAUAAAAAUGCCUAUGAUUGCUUGUGAUACCUGUCAUUUGAAUCCAUGAAACUGUGCAUAAUUCUUUCAUUUAUUUUUAUUGUAAAAUGUGUAAUUUCUGAGCCACAGGCAACCACAAUUGUAAUGUAAGACUAGGGCUUUAAAAACAUGUUUUCCCAAUACUUUUUGCGCAUUCCAAAUGUCGGCAGUUUUUGGAAAGACGCACACUCCCUAAACAACUCGCACCGUUUGUGGAGCCAAGUUGGUAGGGGACAGACUAGAUUUGAAAAUGCCUUGUAUGUUUACAGCCUUUGGAAAAAUUCAACCAACAAAUUGAAAAAUAUAUUUUAUCAUAAAAAAAAUGCACACAUCACCUUUAUUCAUCUCUGCCUGUAGUUUUGACAGUAAAAGUGUGUAUACCUGCUUUGAAAGAGGUAUUUAGUUAAAACACUAGUUAGUAUGGUAUUAAUACUAAAUGUAAGACCCUUUUUUUGUUGACAAUCAGGAUUAUAACAGAAAUGAUUUUUUUCCAGUGUUAUCCUCAAUGAGGUCUGUACAGCCUUUUUUGUGAUUUAUUUCCACUGUGUAUAGUCUUGUAACUGUAGUACCAUGUGUUACAUUUGGAUCAGUGUUAAAGCUAAAUAUAGAACAGACACUCAAUAUUUAUUAUUUACUGGAGGAGAAAAGUAGGCAUAGUACAUAUCUUCUCUUUCGCAUGAAUUUUGAAUGACACAUCUGAGUAACAGGCUUGUACUGAUGAAAGAAAAAUAUGUAACCACAAUAAAUGCAAGAGAUUAAUGGUGCACACAG
Molecule: messenger RNA, 2757 nt
Organism: Triplophysa dalaica
Lineage: Eukaryota; Metazoa; Chordata; Actinopteri; Cypriniformes; Nemacheilidae
Gene: sh3gl2a
Product: SH3 domain containing GRB2 like 2a, endophilin A1
Exons: 9
Coding region: 156-1199 (347 amino acids)
Biological process (GO): synaptic vesicle uncoating
Cellular component (GO): cytoplasm; glutamatergic synapse; presynapse
Molecular function (GO): protein binding
Source: RefSeq, a predicted model, not a curated record